CUCCUCCUCCGCAUCGUCUUCGCAAAGGCAUUUCACCACACCGCUUGGACACAGACAUGUCAUUUCUUGCACGGCCGCACCCUCAGCCAGUAACGUGGGCAGCGUGGGUUACGGCGAAGACGGCUGCCCGCCUUUGCUCGAAUUAGAGCCUGCAGCUCUCCCAGGGAGGGUUUCGACGACUUGCGACGACCCAUCAUGCUCGGCCCAGCGUUUGCUCUGGCUGUUCCUCUCCUAGGUUCUCUAGCGUCGGCUGCAUCGACAGGCGUGGCAGCAGAGUCGCUGAACGCCCUGACGAGGCACUGUCAGUUCACUCUAGGCAAUCGGCGCUUCGAUUUGUGUCCGGUGUUCGAAGGAAAUGACGGAGGCUGGACCGUUGGGUUGAGCGCCGAGUACAGGAUCUCCUUCGCAGGUCCACUGAAGACGACGAAGUGGACGCCCCAUGAUGAACAGUGUCCUGACGGGACAUGGGUCUGCAAAAUCAUUUCAAACAGUCCUCGAGUCUUGCAAGUGAUCCCAGUUGCCGGUGACAUCUCUGGCUCUCUUCCUAAGAAGGACGAUGGAGGCGAUGGCUUUGCUGGCGAAGAAUAUCAGCCAGGCUUGAAUGUCACUGCGAAGCUUGUGCCUGCGGAUGAGAACACGCGACACGGUAAGCUGCUUUCGUAUCUACGUGCUUCGCAUCGUCCAAUCGCUCACAACGUCGCCUGGCAGCCUACGAAACCUAGCAUCUACUGGAACUGGAACGGUACCCAUACGUUCGAGUGGCGAACCAAGCACGCAUGCGGCCAAGCGAUGACCGCACCUGACGACGACUCCCCUCCACCGACCCCGCCAAAGCACAACCCCGGUUCUGACGAGCCGCCCAAGGAUUCGGAGGACGACGAUGUCCCCGGCGACAAGAAGAUACUCGACCCCGACUUCCUUUACGGGCAGACUCGGCGGUCAAUCAUGACCAUCUUCGCCUCAUCCGCCCUCGUUGUCAUCGUUGUCACGUACCUGGUGCAGCGCCCACCUGCGAGGCUGCGCAGGUUCGCCCUGUCGUACAUGAAGACCCACCCGUGGCUGAUGCACUCGCGCGUCGGCGAGCGGAUGCUGAUGCGAUGGGCGCGCGAGGACCUCAUCUUCGAUGCCGGGGAGGAGGACGUCAUGAUCAACGGCCCGACCAACGUGCGCAGCGCGGUGGGUCUGGACGAAGGUAUCCCUCUCAAGCCGUCGCCGCGUCGACCGAACAACUACGGCAGUGCGUAGAGCGCGCAACGAGGCUUGACAUUCUUGACCACUUAUGUUCACGACCCCUGCAUGGCUGUUACGCCGGUGUUCCUCUCUUGUAGACUGUUAUUCCACUAGCCGCUGUAGAUUAGUAUGCUGUACGACCUGAUUGUAGUGCUAGUUGCCGUUUGUGGCCUGUCGGAGGAUGAUGCCCUGUACAUUCCGGUGGAGAUCUGCCAUAACGACAGCAAACGUCGACGUCCAGAGGCGCGAUGUGCGUUGUGAGUGGCGUCCAUCUCCACCAAGCAUAUGCCAAGUCUAGCGUC
Fomitopsis serialis is the source of this 1532-nucleotide messenger RNA. RefSeq lists its product as uncharacterized. The record is from RefSeq and is a predicted model, not a curated record. The transcript is spliced from 8 exons. Bases 196 to 1245 code for a protein of 349 amino acids. NCBI's taxonomy places the organism in Eukaryota, Fungi, Basidiomycota, Agaricomycetes, Polyporales, Fomitopsidaceae.